AUGGGAUUGAAAUUAGAUUGGGCCAGCGAAGGAGAGGAAGUGAGUCAAGUGACCAUACUCAUCGAUCAUGGUUGUCUUAACUUUGUUGGCCUGGUUCCUCAACGCGUGGGUUUUGAUCUGCAGCGAAUUCAAUACGCAAAAACGAAGUCAGAUUGUAUUGCUAAAGAAGAUGGAAGCUAUGACAAGAAAAAGAAGCAAGAAGAAAAAGCUGAAAGAAAGCGGUGUGCUGAAGAAGCGCAGCAAUCUACCAUGCCCAAUGGUGCAAGUGCUCAAAAUGGGGGCUCAACGGCCUCAUUCCGCCACGGGAACUCAAGUGCACAAGAAGCAGUUGCUCCAAACAAUAUACUCUUCAUAGAGAAUUUGCCCCAUGAAGCCACUAGCAUGAUGUUGGAGAUGCUUUUCCAACAGCAUCCAGGAUUUAGGGAAGUCCGAAUGAUUGUAGUGAAGCCAGGUAUCGCCUUUGUAGAAUUUGAAGACGACCAGCAGUCCUCCAUGGCAAUGCAGACCCUUCAGGGCUUCAAAAUCACUCCUCAGAACCCCAUGACCAUCACUUUUGCCAAGAAGUAAAGCAACCAAGCUCGGUGUACCAAUCUGACUAUUUUGAAA
Molecule: messenger RNA, 606 nt
Organism: Quercus lobata
Lineage: Eukaryota; Viridiplantae; Streptophyta; Magnoliopsida; Fagales; Fagaceae
Product: U2 small nuclear ribonucleoprotein B'' 2-like
Exons: 4
Coding region: 1-567 (188 amino acids)
Molecular function (GO): RNA binding
Source: RefSeq, a predicted model, not a curated record